Spathaspora passalidarum NRRL Y-27907 is the source of this 766-nucleotide messenger RNA. RefSeq lists its product as uncharacterized. The record is from RefSeq and is a predicted model, not a curated record. The coding region runs from base 259 to 618 and encodes 119 amino acids. The transcript has a single exon. Lineage: Eukaryota; Fungi; Ascomycota; Pichiomycetes; Serinales; Debaryomycetaceae.
UGAACAAGUACGAAUCUAUUAUAACUCGAUAUAGUAAUUAGAUAUUAAUUAGAUGGUAGGUGAUAGUAGUAUAGUCGACUAACUCACGAGCGGCGGGUGUAGGCGAUAUGGUCGUGCGCGUUUCCAAAUAUUUUGUGUCAUUUUGUUUCCAAUGAAAAGUGUGACAAAAGUCCAGUUUCUUUUUUUUUAUGGUUGAAAAAGUUUAUAACCCCAGACAGACAGGGAGACAAACGGACAGACAGACAGACGCAACCCCUAAUGAUUUAUUCCAAAAGAUCCAUCAACACCGAACCAUUCUCAUGUCAGUUGGACAUGAUCGAGAAGACCAAGAUCGAAAUCAAGAAUCAGCCGCCGUUGUAUAAUAAACGAUUCUCUAAACGAACAAGUUACCGUCCACAACAACCGUUGACAACUGCUCCGGUUGUUGACCAGAAAGUUUUCGCACCAAUCAUCACCACCACUAGUAUCAGCCCGGCCAACAAGACACCUGCCAUGUUUGAUCCAUUCAAGCCAGUUGAUUUUUCUAUUGGGUUAACCAAGGAUAUUUGGGGUACCACCACCCCAACCAGCGCUGCGCGAACCACCACCACUACUGGCCGUAGCACUGUAUGGGGAUAAGGAUUUUUUUUUGUUUGUUUUCUGUUUUUCAGUUCAAAUAGAAAAAGUUAUUUAUUUAAGGGAUUACUUUGAGGAAUAUGGUUUAAUAAAUUUUGUAUAAAUUUUGUAUUAGUUCUAGUUUUGGUUAUAAUAUAUGCUUGGUUACAUU